AUGCGGAGCACGAGUUCUCCCGAUGUCUGACGAAGACGAGGGGCUCCGUGUCUCCUCUUCCUCCACCUUCCCGCCCUCCGCUCCCGCUCCUGCAGGUCAGACUCUUCUCCGUAAGCCGCAGAGACCCCUAAGGCGGCGGGCAUCUGUACCACUUCCACGCACCGACACGCGUUCCAGAGACGCGUUUUCCCGGGAUCCGCUGGACUUGAUCGGGCGCUCGCCGGCGCGUCUCGGGCGAUGCUGCGCUGUGUCUCCAGUGCUCGACGGUCUCCAGAACCGCGGACAGCGGCGGACCUCGCCACACAGACCCGAUCAUGAGACGCACAGCCCGGAGGGGUUGAUCGAGACCCCGCACAGCUGCGCUUCACCGGUCACGUCAGAGGUCAUGCAUCGCAGGCACACCACCUUGCGAGAGAAGGGCCGUCGGCAAGCCAUCCGAGGCCCUGCCUACAUGUUCAACGAACGUGGUACCAGCCUCACGGCGGAGGAGGAACGUUUCCUCGAUGCAGCGGAGUACGGCAAUAUUCCCGUCGUUCGUAAGAUGCUGGACGAAUCCAAAACGCUUAACUUCAACUGCGUGGACUACAUGGGGCAAAACGCGCUGCAGUUAGCAGUCAGCAAUGAGCACCUGGAGGUCACAGAGCUUUUACUGAAGAAAGACGGGAUGGCGCGCAUUGGCGAUGCACUUCUUUUGGCAAUCAGCAAAGGUUACGUGCGAAUUGUGGAGGCCAUUUUGGCUCAUCCGGCGUUUGCAGGUGGUUUAAGGCUGACUUUGAGCCUGCUGGAGCAGGAACUGGGGGAUGACGACUUCUACGCCUAUGACGAGGACGGAACACGUUUUUCGCAUGACGUGACGCCGGUGAUUCUGGCCGCGCAUUGUCAGGAGUACGAGAUCGUACACAUCCUGCUGAUAAAGGGCGCCAGGAUCGAGCGGCCACAUGACUACUUCUGCAAGUGCUGUGAGUGCACGGAGAAACAGAAAUGCGACUCGUUCAGUCACUCUAGAUCACGCAUGAACGCAUACAAAGGGCUCGCUAGUGCCGCCUACCUGUCGCUGUCCAGUGAAGAUCCCGUACUGACGGCACUAGAGCUCAGCAAUGAGCUUGAACGACUUGCCAACAUAGAGACAGAGUUUAAGAAUGACUACAGGAAGUUGUCUAUGCAGUGUAAGGACUUUGUGGUAGGUGUUCUGGAUCUCUGUCGUGACACAGAGGAAGUAGAGGCCAUUCUGAAUGGUGAUGUGGACAAGAACCCGCCCACAGAACACCAGAGACCCUGUCUGAGCCGCAUCAAACUCGCCAUCAAAUAUGAAGUUAAAAAGUUUGUGGCUCAUCCGAACUGCCAGCAGCAGCUUCUGACGAUCUGGUAUGAGAACCUGUCAGGUUUGCGGCAGCAGUCCAUCGGGGUGAAGUGUUUGACGGUUCUAGGCGUCACUGUCGGAUUGCCUUUCCUCGCCAUCGCCUACUGGAUCAUGCCCUGCAGCAAGUUGGGUCAGAUAUUACGGAGUCCCUUUAUGAAGUUUGUCGCUCAUGCCGUGUCGUUCACCAUCUUUCUGGGCCUGCUGGUUCUGAAUGCGUCGGACAGAUUCGAGGGUGUGAAGAAUCUCCCCAAUGAGACGAUAACAGACCAUCCGCGGCAGGUGUUCCGCGUCAAGACCACGCAGUUCUCCUGGACCGAGCUGCUCAUCAUGAAAUGGGUUCUGGGCAUGAUCUGGUCAGAGUGUAAAGAGAUCUGGAUUGACGGGCCGCGUGAGUACGUGAUGCACCUGUGGAACGUUCUGGAUUUUGGGAUGCUGUCGAUCUUCGUGGCGUCCUUCACCGCUCGUUUCAUGGCGUUCCUCAAAGCGUCUAAAGCUCAGCUCUACGUCGACCUGCAUGUCCCCAACCGUGACAUCAGCAACGCAUCACUUCCUGCUGACAUUGCCUACUUCACAUAUGCGAGGAACAGGUGGAGGCCGUCGGAUCCUCAGCUGAUCUCGGAGGGUCUGUACUCCAUCGCUGUGGUCCUGAGCUUCUCUCGCAUCGCCUACAUCCUGCCAGCCAAUGAGAGCUUUGGCCCGCUGCAGAUCUCUCUUGGACGAACGGUGAAGGACAUCUUCAAGUUCAUGGUCAUCUUCAUCAUGGUUUUCGUGGCCUUUAUGAUCGGCAUGUUCAACCUGUACUCAUAUUACCUGGGAGCCAAAUAUAACCCCGCCUUCACCACGGUUGAGGAGAGCUUUAAGACUCUGUUCUGGUCUAUAUUCGGUCUGUCGGAGGUGAUUUCUGUGGUUCUGAAGUAUGAUCACAAGUUCAUCGAGAACAUCGGUUACGUUUUAUACGGGGUUUAUAACGUCACCAUGGUGGUGGUUCUUCUCAAUAUGCUGAUUGCAAUGAUCAACAACUCCUACCAGGAAAUUGAGGAAGACUCCGAUGUGGAGUGGAAGUUUGCUCGUGCUAAACUCUGGUUGUCAUAUUUCGAUGAGGGAAGGACACUGCCUGCCCCGUUUAACCUGGUGCCCACUCCAAAAUCUUUCUACUACCUGAUCAUCCAGGUCAAGUCCUGCCUUAUACGACUGUGUAAGGGCAAAGGUCAUCGGCAUGACAGCGAGUUGGAGAUGGGAAUGCUCAAUUCACGGCCGGAGACUGAUCGUCACCGAGCAAAUCUCAGGAGCCGAGAGGAGAACACCAUCAAGAAACCCAUCAAAAACCCCACAAGAUAUCAGAAGAUAAUGAAGCGCUUGAUUAAGCGAUAUGUUUUGAAGGCUCAGGUUGACAGAGAGAAUGAUGAAGUCAAUGAAGGUGAACUGAAGGAAAUAAAACAGGACAUCUCCAGUCUGCGCUACGAACUUCUGGAAGAGAAAUCUCAGGCCACUGGAGAACUGGCUGACCUCAUUCAACAACUCACUGACAAGUUCGGCAGGAACGCCAAGAAACAACCUUGAGAUUGACAGAAAGACGGAGAGAGAGAGAGAUAGUUUAGGAGCAGUAUCUGGACACUUAAAAAUGACUGAAUUUCAUUCAUUAGAUGCAUACAAAAGAUGCACAUGUACACUUAACAAGCCAAACAGCUGACAGACAGGUGUGUGGUUUGAGAUGAUAAAACAGUAGAUCUAGUGUUAAAAAUGAAGACCGACAAUAUGGUGUUUGUUUGUGGUUAGUGGAUGAUGGUGCUAGUUAAUGAGAUUAUCUAAAAUCUGUGUGAAUUCUACU
Carassius carassius (crucian carp) is the source of this 3188-nucleotide messenger RNA. Its product is annotated as short transient receptor potential channel 7-like. NCBI's taxonomy places the organism in Eukaryota, Metazoa, Chordata, Actinopteri, Cypriniformes, Cyprinidae. Gene Ontology annotation, biological process: regulation of cytosolic calcium ion concentration; manganese ion transport; calcium ion transmembrane transport. Gene Ontology annotation, cellular component: membrane; cation channel complex. The record is from RefSeq and is a predicted model, not a curated record. The transcript is spliced from 12 exons. Gene Ontology annotation, molecular function: protein binding; store-operated calcium channel activity; inositol 1,4,5 trisphosphate binding. The coding region runs from base 23 to 2920 and encodes 965 amino acids.